Arctia plantaginis is the source of this 804-nucleotide messenger RNA. The record is from the annotation of a GenBank genome assembly. NCBI's taxonomy places the organism in Eukaryota, Metazoa, Arthropoda, Insecta, Lepidoptera, Erebidae.
AUGGAUCAAAGAAAAGAACUGGUUAGUUCAGAGUUAUGCAGGCUCUGUCUAAAAGAAGCUGGGGAAAAAAAAUUGUUUGAAAAGCGAGAUUUGGUAGAAGAUAUUUAUCUAUGUACAGGUGUAAAAAUAACUAAAUCGAAUAACUUGCCUGGAAAGAUAUGUAAACAAUGUUUGAAAACUGUCAGUGAUGCAAAAAAGUUCAGAUUAAUGGUUCAAGAUAAUGAAAUGCACAUGAAAAUAUUAUUUGAUCAUGAAGACUGUGCAACUGAGGAAUUGGAUGAGCUAAGUAAUGAGAAAGACAGCAGCACAUGUACCACACAGAGUGGAUCAUCUAUAGAAGAUAAAGAUACCACUGAUGAUGAUGAAAAAAUAAAUGUACCAAACAUAAGAGAAAAAUCCAUAUUUGAACAUGAUACGAAAAAUCAAAUUGCCGUUAGAAAAGACUUGUUCUACUCUUCAAUUAUGAAUUCUGAGUCGAAAAACUGCACAUUCAUAGAAGGUACGAAAUACGGUAUAUCAAAAACCUCUAUUGUAAACGCGGACAACGAUGUGAAAGUUACAUACACAUGCGCAGAGUGUCCAAAAACGUUCUCAUCAUGGAAGAAAGUAUACUGUCACCAGCGGGUACACAAUAAGACUGUCGUAUGUUCAAGAAAGGAUUGUGGAAAGAAGUUUGCUACAAAGAAUGAUAUGGUGAAACAUAUGAGAACGCAUACGGGCGAACGUCCAUACACCUGCGACAUAUGUGAUAAGGGCUUCACACAGCGAGGUACCCUUAAAAUUCACAAAGAAUCUACUCACUGA